Ochlerotatus camptorhynchus is the source of this 1311-nucleotide messenger RNA. RefSeq names its product apolipoprotein D-like. Gene Ontology annotation, biological process: brain development; tissue regeneration; lipid metabolic process. The coding region runs from base 299 to 1129 and encodes 276 amino acids. Gene Ontology annotation, molecular function: lipid binding. Lineage: Eukaryota; Metazoa; Arthropoda; Insecta; Diptera; Culicidae. The transcript has 5 exons. Gene Ontology annotation, cellular component: cytoplasm. The record is from RefSeq and is a predicted model, not a curated record.
UUUAAGUUUUACGUCGUACCCGAUUGGAUCGCUCGGACAGAUCAUCGCCGGACGGGCUCGCAAUCAGUGUGUCGUCGUUUUGUGCAAAAGUGAAAAGUUGUUCCUUUUUUCCAUUUAUCCCCAGGAAAAUCGUCGGAAAUUGUGUUGAGCUUGUGGAAAAGUUUCACGACCACCAUAGUCGUCAUCAUCAUCAUCACCAUCAGCGGUGCGAGGAUAGAGGAAGUAGUGUAAUUUGCUGCUUUGUGGAACAGUGAACUCUCGAAAAACCGGGGUGAAUUUGCAGUUUGCAGCUAGGAAGAUGGCAAAGUUUCCUGAAAUGCUGGCGAUUUGUGCAAUCGUUUGCGGUUUAGUCACGUUCUCCAGCGGACACACGUACAAAACGGGAGAAUGCCCCACGGUGGAACCGAUGAGUGGAUUCAACAUGCAGCAGUUCCUCGGCGUGUGGUACGUGAUCCAAAAGACCGGAACCGCUUCCAGUUGCGUCAUCUACAACAUCACCAAGUCGGACGAACCGGGCGAGUUCGACAUCGAGCAGGUGUCCCAGCGGAAUCCACUGUCGGUUGGCCCGCUCAAGCACGAGUACAGCUACACCGGCAAGCUGACCGUGACCGAUAAGGAUGUCCCGGCGCGGAUGACCGUCCGGUUCCCGCUGAGUGUCGCCGGUUCUGCCAAAUUUGUCAUCUUCAUGAGCGACUACAACACCUUCGCGGGCGUCUAUUCCUGCCAGAAGAUUCCAUUUGGACACCGACAAAGUGCUACCAUCCUGUCUAGAGCUCGCGAUUUGGACAAGAUCUACGUUGAUAAGAUCCGCAACCGCCUGUCCGGUUUCUCGGUCGACCCGUUUGACCUCAGCAUCAUCAACCAAGACGGAUGUCCGAAGGAGGGAGAAGCAGGCUUCAACAUCCACAUCGACUCCAACACCUUCUCGACGAAGAACAUUGCCAACGUGUUCCGCAAGGCGGGCGAAAAGAUCGGCGAUGGGUUCGAGUAUGCCGUCAAUACCGGCAAAAAGAUUUACCAUCAGUACGCCGACUCCAGCAGCAGUGACGAUCAGAGCACCCCCAGCAGUGGCCAUCGAGCGGAAAAACUCGCCAUGCCCCAACAUCCGGAUUCCGAGUGGCUUCCGUAAGACAGAGGAAACCUGACAACCCGUUCAUCGUAACCCUUGUGUCGUGUUUGGAUAUGUGUGUGUGUGCGUUUUGCGGGGUACGACGAACGAGUGUCAAAGGUCAACCGGCGGAAAUACUGAAAGACUAUACAUAACAUGCUAUGAAAAUUACUCAAUUUUAUUCUGUUAGGAGAUUUGAGCUU